GUGGCGAGCAGUUUCGCGGUCUGCGCUUUUCUUGCUUACCUUAAAGCCAUCAGAUUCUCUCGAUUUUUCGCUGGUCUUUCCGCCACCUAAGGGAGAUGCAAGAAAUAAAGCAAGCUACCAGCAAUUCUGAGAGCUUGGAAACAGCUUGCAAGGAAAAUGAAGCUUCCGAUUUUCAUAGCAGAUGCAUUCACAGCAGAAGCAUUUCGUGGAAACCCUGCUGCUGUUUGCCUCUUGGAAAAUGAAUUGGAUGAAGACGCGCAUCAGAAAAUUGCAAGGGAGAUGAACCUCUCUGAAACUGCUUUUAUCCGAAAACUCCACUCCACAGACAACUUUACAGAAAGUUCCUGCUUUGGAUUAAGGUGGUUUACACCAGCGAGCGAGGUCCCCCUCUGUGGUCACGCUACCCUGGCUUCUGCAGCUGUGCUGUUUUACAAAAUAAAAAACGUGAAUACCACUCUAACCUUUGUCACUCUGAGCGGGGAACUGAAGGCCAGAAAGGCAAAGAACGAUAUCAUCCUGGACUUGCCUCUUUACCCAGUCCACCCCCAGGACUUCCAUGAAGUAGAGAACCUGAUAAAGACUGCCAUAGGUGACACCGUGGUCCAGGACAUCUGCUAUUCUCCAGAUACCCGGAAGCUCCUUGUCCGGCUCAGUGAUAAUUAUGACAGGUCAUUUCUGGAGAACCUGAAAGUGAGCACACAGAAUCUGCCGCAAAUCGAAAACUCAGGGAAGGUGAAAGGACUCAUUCUCACCCUUAAAGGACAGCCUGGUGGGCAGAAGAAAGGGUUUGACUUUUACUCCAGAUACUUUGCACCAUGGGUUGGUGUGGCUGAAGAUCCUGUAACAGGGUCUGCACAUACUGUUCUCAGCAGCUACUGGUCCCAGGAACUGGGGAAGAAAGAGAUGUAUGCCUUUCAAUGUUCCCCCCGAGGAGGAGAACUGGAGAUUUCAUUGCGAUCUGAUGGACGAGUUGACAUUCGGGGAGGUGCUGCUAUUGUGUUAGAGGGCACUCUGACCGCUUAGAGAGAAUUGUGCUGUGAAGCUGCUCUCUUGAAUGACUAAGUAUUUUCUGCCUAUAAAGAAAUACAAGGGACUGCCUUUAGCAAACUUGAAUAGGAAACUUAAUCCUCAAGUUA
Messenger RNA from Condylura cristata (star-nosed mole), 1136 nucleotides. RefSeq names its product phenazine biosynthesis-like protein domain containing (gene PBLD). The record is from RefSeq and is a predicted model, not a curated record. Bases 157 to 1023 code for a protein of 288 amino acids. Gene Ontology annotation, cellular component: cytoplasm. Gene Ontology annotation, biological process: biosynthetic process. Gene Ontology annotation, molecular function: isomerase activity. The transcript is spliced from 10 exons. NCBI's taxonomy places the organism in Eukaryota, Metazoa, Chordata, Mammalia, Eulipotyphla, Talpidae.